AUGGUUGUCGUCAAGGAGAUGUCCAUACUACACCUAUACUUUGGGACCAGCAUAUGGAUCUACAAAGAAGAAUCAAAGCAGCUCUUAUGA
Molecule: messenger RNA, 90 nt
Organism: Lichtheimia ornata
Lineage: Eukaryota; Fungi; Mucoromycota; Mucoromycetes; Mucorales; Lichtheimiaceae
Exons: 2
Coding region: 1-90 (29 amino acids)
Source: RefSeq, a predicted model, not a curated record